UGCAAAAAAUUUCUAUAUAAAUAAAUUUAAAAAUAUUAAGCUUUGAAAAAUGUAUACGAUGGAUAUAUCAGAACGUUUGCAAGCACUGGGCCACAAUACCAAUUGCUGCAGAAAGUGUCAAAACCAACAGCAGAACUCAGCACAGAAAUACGUUACAAAAGCCAGUAAAGACAGUAUGGAAUACGAAAGUCCCUUUGCAGUCUGCGAGGUGCACAAUAGUGCCAGCUGCGAUACAACGUUUACCUGCCAAUUGCGUGCCAAUAAGAACGGUACCGACAGAAAUACCAGCAGACAGCAAAAUUUAAGCCUACGUCGUUUAUAUGCCCUUGUGCUAUUCCUAACGCUCUUCGCUACUAGUUAUGGCUGUGGUCCGGGCCGAGGUAUUGGUGGACCACGUAGAAGUCGUAAGCUAACGCCAUUAGUAGUGAACGAGCAUAUGCCCAUGAAAUCAGAGAAAACACAUGGUGCUUCUGGGCUCAGUGAGGGUGUAAUAACACGACAUUCACCCAAAUUCAAGGACUUGGUUAUGAAUUAUAAUACCGAUAUUGUUUUCAAGGAUGAAGAAGGCACUGGAGCUGAUCGUCUUAUGUCGAGACUAUGCGCUGCUGAUGCCAUUGAAGCCAUAGAAGCUGGCGAAGUCUCUGUUGUUGUUGCUGUUGCUAGCACUGAUACUGAUACUGAUGCUGAUGAUGCUUUUGCUGGUUUUGAUGGUGGUGCUGGUGCUGGUGCUAGAAUAGCAGAUUGGCCAGUAAUUUAA
Teleopsis dalmanni is the source of this 757-nucleotide messenger RNA. RefSeq names its product protein hedgehog-like. Lineage: Eukaryota; Metazoa; Arthropoda; Insecta; Diptera; Diopsidae. The coding region runs from base 50 to 757 and encodes 235 amino acids. Gene Ontology annotation, biological process: regulation of gene expression; cell-cell signaling; cell fate specification. The transcript is spliced from 2 exons. The record is from RefSeq and is a predicted model, not a curated record. Gene Ontology annotation, molecular function: calcium ion binding; patched binding.